UAGUUUGGUGGUGGUUUUGAGGAAUCUUCCUUAUCCGCUCGGUGGAGCAGUGAAAAAAGAUGGCCGGAGUGUGCGUCUCUUGGGGAGGCGGAGCAUGUCGCUUUUUCCCUCCAAUUCGCCGGCGUUUUCCUGUUUCCUCCACCGUCUCAUCCCUCGCUCUUCCAGAUUCCUCCGCUAUGAUCGUCGACGACAAUCUCGGCGCAUUUCUCAAGAUCCUUCCACGAGAUCUCCGUCAUCUUCUCCUCAACGAUUCUCGAAGAAAUCAGCUUGUUGAGGUGAUUAUGGAUUUGGGAAGACCACCUGAAGCACGUUAUCUCGGUGAACCUGGAGGCCAGUAUCUUAGGAACAUCGAGGUAUCCAUGGAAGAGCUAGAGGAUGCUCAAGAGCUGGUAGGUGAAUUUGGUGCUGACAAUAGAGCUGGAAUAGAGGGUACAUUGCACAGGAUAUCAGCUAUUCGUAAUAGGAAAGGGUUCAUUGUUGGUUUAACUUGUCGGGUUGGGAGAGCUGUGAGUGGUCACAUUGAUAUGCUCUAUGAUCUCCUUCACUAUGGCAAAAGUAUCUUGUUUGUUGGACGGCCUGGUGUUGGUAAGACCACUGUAUUGCGAGAGAUUGCUCGUGUCUUGUCUGAUGAAUUCCAGAAGCGAGUGGUGAUAAUUGAUACCAGCAAUGAAAUAGGAGGAGAUGGAGAUAUUCCACACUCAGCUAUUGGAGGUUCUCGUAGGAUGCAAGUACCGAAGCCAUCUUUGCAGCAUAAAGUUAUGAUUGAGGCAGUAGAGAAUCAUAUGCCUCAAGUGAUCAUUGUUGAUGAGAUCGGCACAGAAGCUGAAGCACUUGCCUGUCGUUCCAUUGCUGAAAGGGGAGUGAUGCUAAUUGGCACUGCUCACGGAGAGCAGCUCCAGAACAUAAUAAAGAAUCCUACACUUUCAGAUUUGAUUGGAGGCAUUGAGACUGUCACUCUUGGAGAUGAAGAAGCGAGGGCGAGAAGGAGUCAGAAGAGUAUUCUCGAGAGGAAAGCUCCACCGACUUUUUAUUUCUUGAUAGAGAUGAGAGAACGGGAUUAUUGGAUUGCACAUCAAACUGAAAAGAGCGUUGAUAUGUUGCUUCGUGGAAGGAAUCCCAUGGUUGAGGUGAGGAGAAGGGAUGAUGAGUACAAGGUGGUAAUAGAAAGGUGGAAGGCAUAUGACGGGCAAGGCAUCUGAGAUUUAUUCAUCGUUGUUAGACUUGGGCAUCUUUCUUAUGUACACAAAUGUUUGCAAAAGAUUAUAAGAACACAAAUGCAUCCAUCUCAUUACAUCCAUCAGGAUCGCAUUCAAUUACUCAUUUGUAUCGAUACGUACUCAAGUGUACAAGCCGACGUCUAGUGGCACUGAGCCCAUCACAUGUCCACAUUUCAUCUGUUACACAA
Molecule: messenger RNA, 1405 nt
Organism: Camelina sativa (false flax)
Lineage: Eukaryota; Viridiplantae; Streptophyta; Magnoliopsida; Brassicales; Brassicaceae
Molecular function (GO): ATP hydrolysis activity
Source: RefSeq, a predicted model, not a curated record